UGAUUGGUACUUGCUCUCCAUUCGACUAGUCCUCAGGACAGAGAGGAAAUUCCACUUCACCUUUCAAGAUCCAGCUCAGAUGCUACCAUCUCUGCAAACCCAUCCAUGAAUUUUCCUCUUGCCCUAUGUGGGACUAAUAAUUCAGGUCCUAACUGGAAGGCAGCAUGUCCAAUUUCACCUUGAGAAAAACAAGUCCCACAGGAAACGAUAUGAGGACUACCAUGCAGGGGAUCACACUGAGGCAACAGGGUUUCCAAGAGGUCAACAAAAGAAGGACUUUCUUACAGGAUAAUAGCUGGAUAAAGAAACGUCCUGAAGAAGAAAGAGAUGAAAAUUACGGUAGGGCGGUGCUCCACAGACAUAAUUCCCACGAUGCCUUGGACAGGAAAGCAAAUGAGAGGGAAGAGCCAAAAGCCACAAUCAGUCGGUACAGAUCUGAUGACACUUUGGACAGGAUUUCAAACAGAAAUGAUGCUGCUAAAACAUAUAAGGCCAAUACCCUGGAUAACCGACUAACCAAUAGAAAUAUGUCCACGUUUCAACCACCAGAAGUGACAAAGACGCAACCUGGAGGCUUGUCCAGCGCAAACGCCACCAACACCCCAGCUUCCACCUCCACUACUACUCCUGUGAAGAAAAAAAGACAGUCCUGGUUUCCACCACCCCCUCCAGGUUACAACACCACCCCAAACACAGGAGCAAGCAGAAGGGAACCAACUGUUCAUCCUCCAAUACCUCCAAAGCCCAGUUCUGCUGUUUCAUCUCCUAACCAGCUGAAGCAGGAUAGUAGGCAGAUAUAUCCAGCUAAACCAAGUGUAUAUACAGAAGCCAAAAGAUCUGCUGAAAGAAAUACAAGGAGUCAGGACCUGGAGAACAUUGUCAAAGUGGCCACUUCGCUUCAGAAAACUAACAAGGGUGAAGAAUUGGAUAAUCUCAUCAAAAUGAAGAAAAGUUUGAAUAGAAAUCAAGGUCUUGAUGGUCUCUUCAGAGCAAAUCUUAAGUCAGAAUUAACGGAGAAACGAGCCAAAAGCCUUGAAAAUCUCAUCUUUGUGAAUACCCGGACAGAUAAAGAUGGCAAAGGAAACCAAGGCCUUGGAAGUCUUAUUAAGGUUAAUCAAAGGGCUAACAAAAUCGAGAAAGGAAGCCAAGAUCUCAAAGAGGUUAUUAAAGCAAACGCCACGACAGAUCAGACAAGCAGAGGAAGUGAAGACCUUGAUAGCAUUAUCAAAGUGAAUCCCAAAGAAAGUGCAAACACCACUGGGAAGCAAGACCUCAAUGGGCUUAUUAAAGUAAAUCCUGAAACAAAUAAAAAUAUUAAGAGGGGCCAGAGUCUUGAUAAUCUCAUCCAAGUGACCCCUGAAGUUAACAGAAGUAACCCAAGUUCCAAAGACCUGGAUAACCUCAUCAAAGUGAACCCAAGAACUGGGAAAAGUGCGCGAGGGGACCAAAGUCUUGACAACGUCAUCAAAGUGACUUUGGAAACAAACAAAACUAACCAAGGGAGCCAAGACCUAGACAGUCUUAUCAAAGUGACUCCCUCAGCAAAGAAAAGCAGUGAACAAGGUCUUGAUGAACUUAUUAAUGUAAGCCCCAAAGCUGUCAAAAACACUGCUAGAAAUCAAGAUCUUGAUAAGCUCAUCAAAGUGAAUCCUGAAAUUCUCCUCAACAAUCAAAGAAACCAGGAUCUUGAUAACCUCAUCAAAGUGAAUCCUGCAGUAAUCAGAAGCAAUCAAAGCCAAGCUUUAGACAAUCUCAUUCAAGUGAAACCUUCAGCACUCAGAAAUACUAAGAGAGACCAGAACCUCGAAAAUUUAAUUGACAUAAAUUCCAAUGAGUCUAAGAAUAAGAAUGAAAGGCAAAAUGGCCAGGUCACUGGAUCUACUGAGGCUUUAAUCAGCCCAUCCUCCAGAACAGCUGCCUAUUCUCAUGAAGCCAGGAAGACACUCAGCUCCAAUGCUGAAACCAGGCAUGCAGGGCCAAAGGAUACAGUUGUGUACACAAGGACGUACAUGGAGAAUAGCAAAUCACCGAAGGAUGGAUAUCGGGAGACUGUCUCUGGAAAAUAUAUACAAACUGUUUAUUCGACUUCAGAUAGGUCUGUCAUUGAGAGAGACAUGUGCACCUACUGUAGAAAACCCCUAGGCACAGAAACCAAGAUGAUUUUAGAUGAAUUACAAAUUUGCUGCCAUUCGACUUGCUUCGAGUGUGAAAUAUGCAAAAAACCUUUGGAAAACCUACAAGCAGGUGACAGUAUUUGGAUUUACAGACAGACAAUACAUUGUGAAUCUUGCUACUCUAAAGUUGUAGCCAAGUGGAUUCAGUAAUUCUGGCACAUGAAAAUCAAGAGGAAAGGAUUCAUCGAGGAAUUAAAAUUUUUAUUAUAAGAACAUGUAAUCUAAAAAAGCUUUAUACCAAUGACUGACUCUUUGUAUAACAAUUCUGCUAUUGCAUAAAUAAUAUAAUUGCUUAUACUAAGGUCACAUACAUAAAGGGAACCAUCUGAUAUCUGGUUAGAUUUAGAGAUAAAAUAUUCAAGUGGUCUAGUUACCAACAUCAAAGGAAGGAUGUUUCUGAUGGCAGUGAGCAUUGUCAGCCUUGACCAGGUCCAUCUCUGCUCAGUAUUAGGCUGUGCAUCACGGUUUCCAUUAGAGACCAGGAUUCCCAAUUUCUCAUUUUUUGUUUCCCUAGGGAUUUGAAUUUACAGAUGUUACUGACAUCUUGACAAAACUGUCAAGGAAGCAAGAUAUGUACAUUUCUUGUGUGCAAAAGAAAUGUUCAUAGAAAUUUUGGCAGAAAGAUAAAGUCUGGCAGAAAGGUGUUAGUGUAUAAUGGUGUACAGACCUCAGAAAAUCACUUAAACUAUUCAGAUUUUGGUGCUGUUAUCUGUAACAUGAGGGGAAAUGGAGAAAAUAAUUUCUGAGGUCACUUUCUGCUCCAAAACUCUCAGAUUCUAAAGCAAGUUUUUGUUUGAUCUUUAGAAUCAUACCUGAGUCUGUUUGUUAAGCAUGUGGAACUAGAUAGGAUAUCUAAACAAUUUAAUGUUGGUGUCAUCCUUUAGUUUAUUACAGAUAUAAGUUUUAUAGAACAUGUUUUAUAAAUACAAAGACAUGCAUUUAUUGGUAAUGGGUAAAAAUCAUAUGGUAUGUAUAGCUUACAUAUUAUAAUUUGUUAUGCUUUCUUUUCAAAAUCUGGAUAUGUAAAUGAUCUAUGAGAAAUAAUGGCAAUGGACUAAAAGACAUGUUCUUUAGCAUGCCAAACCUAUUCCUACUACAUAGCACUUUAUAUUUACAGAUGGCUUAUAAAAAUAAAAUGAACUGUCAGUUACACAGAAUCUUCUUGUGCGGCCUCUAUAAAUAUUACUCAAUGACAUUGAUACUGUCAAGUAUAGUGAUCAUAAUUUAUUGUAUUCUGUGCUAUGCUACUUAAUUUUUUUGUCUUCUUAAGCCAUAACAUUGAUUUUUAAAGAGCUUUUUCUUAAGGAAUUGAAAAGUCAGUAAUCUUGUGUGGAAUUAUUAUUAUUAAAAUUGAGACAUUGCACUUAUAAACUAUUUUAUAUGCAUAUAGGAACUGCUUCUCAAAGGAAAGCAUAUGGAACAUUGAGAGAGGGUGAGAUUCUAAGGGAGUUUAAGGCAGUUAUAUAAAACUGACAAACUAAGGAAACCAAAAAGAUAAUCAUGUAUUUUCUAACUGUUGCUAAAUGUAAAGAAUGAUUCUUCCGUGUAAUGAUUUCAAGCAUCUGUUCCUCUUAGACACUGAUCCACAAAGUGUUAAACACUAAAUGCUUAUCAAAACACAGCAAUGUGUAAUCAUUGUCCUAUGGAGAGGAAGCCAGAAAAAACAAUUAAUAAUAAUUUGAUACUCAUUAAUUCAUGCUUGAUGAGAAGUGGUGGUAAUUGAGCCAUAUGUUUUAUUGUUCUCUUAUUACAUGCUAUCAGAGUGGAUCAAAAGAAAUAAUUUUCUUAGAGUUGAAAUUCGUGGCAGGAAAGGACGAGUAGAAUAGUAGCCCUCUCUUUUAUAGAAAGUGUAUUAACAUCUCAAUGCCUUUGUAGUAAUUAAAAAUCAUUUGAAUAUCAUUUUUAAAGGACUCCACUGUUGAAUGCUUCACUUCAAAAAAAAAAAAACCUAAAAGGGGCAUAAUUCUCACUUUUCUGUAGCUGUUUAAUGGACCCUUUCUUCUACAAUAAUGUAUUAAAUUAAACCAAAAGCUGUUGUAAAAAUAGAGUGGAUACAGAGUGAAGAGAAAAGGGCUUCUGAUUUUAUCAAGUCUGCUUCAUUAUGUCUGGGAUUAUUUGCACCAUAGGAAUGGCAGAUUUCUAAAACAAUUUGUAAGAUCUCAUUUUUAUUUGCAGCGAAUUAUGUUAUGAUUGGCAUAUUUUUCCUGGACACAAGUGCCUACAUCUCAGAAUACCAGGUCCUGGAUUCUAUUACUAAUUAAAGGAUGUCUCUAAAAAAUAAUUAAUUGCUCCACUAUGACAGCAUUCUUCUGAAAAACAACAUAAAAUUUAUCUAGUAAUCUUGGAGAUAAAAUCUGUUAAAAUCUUUUUUUUUCUUUUACUAAGGCCAAGAAAUAAAAAUUUAUUCAAGAAGUAA
Messenger RNA from Dama dama (fallow deer), 4590 nucleotides. RefSeq names its product sciellin (gene SCEL). Lineage: Eukaryota; Metazoa; Chordata; Mammalia; Artiodactyla; Cervidae. Gene Ontology annotation, cellular component: cytoplasm. Gene Ontology annotation, biological process: epidermis development. The coding region runs from base 165 to 2324 and encodes 719 amino acids. The record is from RefSeq and is a predicted model, not a curated record. The transcript has 35 exons.